Messenger RNA from Entamoeba dispar SAW760, 4041 nucleotides. RefSeq names its product Rho/RAC guanine nucleotide exchange factor, putative. Bases 1 to 4041 code for a protein of 1346 amino acids. The record is from RefSeq and is a predicted model, not a curated record. Gene Ontology annotation, molecular function: guanyl-nucleotide exchange factor activity. The transcript is spliced from 2 exons. Lineage: Eukaryota; Evosea; Mastigamoebida; Endamoebidae.
AUGUUUCAAAAAGGAUUAAAAGAAACAAAACCUGGAGAAUUACCAAUGUUAGGUAAAGAGUUUGUUAAUAGUUUACAAUUUUUAAAAAUGGCAUCUCAAUAUAUUGGUAAUUAUGAUAAUUAUAUGAAAAAAUUAACUGAAAUUACUCAAAAAGAUUCUUCUAUUGAAAAAAGUGUUAAGAAGGCAAAAGAAAAAUUUAUUAAUGAACAUAAAGAUGAAAAUAUUACUAUAGGAUCAAUUCAACCAUUAACAUUUUAUCUUAUUACACCUAUUCAACGUAUUCCAAGAUAUGAAUUACUUAUUAGAGAUAUGUUAAAAGAUGUUGGAAGAGAUUUUCCAGAUUUAGAACAAUUAAAGAAAGCUUAUUUACAAGCAAAAGAAUCAGGUAAAGGAGUUAAUCAAGUUAAGAUGCAAUUAGAAGAAAACGAAAAAUAUACAAUGGUAAGAGAUAUAAUUAAAGGUGAAUUAAAAAUAAAAGACGAAGUUUUUAGAAAAUUUAUUUGUUGUGGACCAAUGUACUUUAUUGAAAAUGUUAAUACACCACCAUCUAAAUUAAUGUAUAUCUUUUUAUUCAAUGAUGUUCUUCUUGAAACAAAACCAUUAAAAAUUGCAGGAAAAUCAGUUAAAACAUAUGAAUUUGAAUUAAUUAGAGAAUUACCAUUUACAUUAGGUGCAUGUACAUUUAAACCAAUUAAUGAUACAAGUGAAGUAAAAAAUUUAUUUUCUAUUUUAUUAAGAGAAUAUAAAGUUAUUAGAAAUGUUGAAAAAGAUUUUCCAACAUUAGCAAAAUAUUCUACCUUUACACAAGAAGAAAAAGAAGCAUGGAAAUCAAUUAUUUAUGAUCAAUUUAGAUAUGUAGAUGAAAUAAUAGAAAAUAAAGAAAAAGCUCAAAAAAGUAAAGGGGAUAUUGUUACUUCUGAAUUGUCUAGAUUAGAACAUAUGAGACACGUUUCUUCUACAGCGUCUUGUAUUGGUAGUAAUGAUUCAAGUGCAUCUAAUACAGAAUCUUCAAAAAGAAUAUCAGAUGCAUCAUCAGUUUCUACUAAUUCAUCAUCAGGAACAUCAAUUAUUGGAACAACAAAAGUAAAUAGUAGUAUUGUUCCGUUAAUAUCAUCAAAUGAAAAAAAUAAAAAUUUACAACAAUUUAGUAUUCAAUAUAUAUCUGAUACUCCAGGCAAUUUAGUAACAUCAGGUAAUGUUAUUAGUAGUAUAUGUAAAACAUUAUCUGAUUUAGAAAAUCAACAUAAAACUGGAAGUGAUGAACAAUUAUUUAAAUCAAUAGAUGAAAGAACAAUGACGGAAAAAAAUAACGAACAUUAUAAAAUGGUUGUUCAUGAAAUGACUGAAACAGAAAGAAUACAUAUUAAAGGACUAGAAAUUUUAAAAGAAGUUUAUUUAUUUCCCAUUACUAAAUCAACUAAUUCAGAAAGUGUUACUUUUGUUAAAGGAAUAAUUUCUCAAAUAGAAAUUAUUAUUGGAGUUCAUAAAAAAUUUUUAAAAAUGAUGGAAGAAGGAGAAAAGACAUCAAAUGAAGGAGAACUACCAAUGUUAGGAGCUAAUUUUGUAAAAAAUAUUCAAUUCUUAAAAAUGGCUGCUACAUAUAUUUCAAAAUAUUCCAGUUAUCUUGAAGGUUUAACUGAGAUUAUGAAUAAAGAAAAAGAUGUUGUAAAGGCACAGAAUAAAGCUAAACAAGAAUAUAGUAAAUCACAUAAUAAUUGUAAAAUUGAAUUAAUGUCAUUUUAUCUUAUUACACCUAUUCAACGUAUUCCAAGAUAUGAAUUACUUAUUAGAGAUAUGUUAAAAGAUGUUGGAAGAGAUUUUCCAGAUUUAGAACAAUUAAAGAAAGCUUAUUUAGAUGCUAAAGAAUCAGGUAGAGGUGUUAAUCAAACUAGAAUGCAAUUAGAAGAAAAUGAAAAAGUGUCACUCAUUCAUCAAGUUAUAAGUGAUUUUCCAGAACUUCCUAAUUCAUCAGCUCGUAAAUUUAUUUGUUGUGGACCAGUAUUUGCUAUUCAAAAUAUGAACGAUUUUCCAAGUAAUAUUGUUUACUUAUUUUUAUUUAAUGAUAUUAUUGUAGAAACUAAAGUAAUUCGUUUUAAUGGUGUUAAAAUUAAAGAAGAACAAGGAGUUUUUGAUCCAGUGUUAUUUAAAGAAUUGACUGAGUUAAAGGAUUUUGAAGACUUACAUAAUAUUAAAUUUGUAUUCUCUAAAGUUUACUACCUCCAAACACAAUCUAAAGUUAUGCCACAAGGAGAUAGUUCUAUGGUAAAACAUGUCAUGAUGUUACUUGCAUUUGAAACCCCACAAAAAGAAGCUGAAAAAACACCAUUUGCUUUAAUCAAAUAUGCUGCACCAACAGAUGAACAAAAAGAAGUUUGGAAAUCAAUUAUAAAUGAUCAAAUAGAAGCAAUUAAAGGUAGAGAAGAAAAGAAAAAGAAAGCACAAAUACAAUUAAAUGAAAAUAUUUCUGAAUCUGUUAGUACUCCUGAGAAGAGUUAUUCUCAUAUAUAUGACAGACUAACAAUCAAAUAUAAAGCUAAAGAAGUUGGGUCAUUAGUUACUUGUUCUGGACCUAUUGUUACUGUAGCUAAAAUAUUACAAGAUAAUUUUGAUCAUCCCAAAACAAACAUUGAAGCAUUCUUUAAAAAGAUUGAAGAGAGAGAAAUGACUCCAGAAGAUGAAAGGUGUUACGUUAAUGUUAUUCAAGAAUUAGAAAAUGGAGAAAGAGAUCAUCUUAUGAAUUUAAGAACACUAAAAGAAGUUUAUUUAAGUCCAAUAAUAAAAUUAGUCAAUAAAGAACAUGUUACAACAAUAAAUGAAAUAAUUCAACAAAUUGAUGUAAUGAUGAAUAUCCAUCAGAAUUUCUUAGACACUUUUGUUAAAAGUAAAAAAACACAACAAGGAAUACCUGGAAUUGGUUCAGAGUUUGUUAAAAAUAUUCAAUUUUUAAAAAUGGAGGCAACAUUUGUUAAUAAUUUUAAUACAUACCAACAUGUAUUAGAUGAAGUUUGUAAAGAUUCAUCUAUUAUAAAAGCACAAAAUAAAGCUAAAGAACCAUUUAUGCAACAAACAUUAGAAACUGAAAUUCAUCCAUUAAUGUUUUAUCUUAAUCGUCCACUUGUUCAAACACCAAAAUAUGAAUCAUUAAUUAAAACAAUGUUAACUCAUGUAGGAAAAGGAUUUUUUGAAUUAGAAUUAUUAAAGAAAGCAUAUUUAGAUUCAGUAAAAUGUUCAGACAGUGUAAAUAUGAUGAAAAUAAGAAUUGAAGAAAGUGAAAAAUAUCUAAUGAUAAGAAAAACAAUUAUAGGACUAUUUAGCAAUGACACUAUUAUUACUCGUAAAUUUCUUUGUUGUGGACCAUUAUUUAUUGUAGAAAAAGUUACAGAAAUACCACAAAAAUGGAUGUAUUGCUUUUUGUUUAAUGAUAGAUUAGUUGAAACAAUGCCAAUUAGUAUUGAUAACAAACCAAUUAAAGAUUUUGUUGAUGCAUUUGCAAAAUUAAGAAAUAUGAAAAAAGUAGAAGAGUUAAGUAAUUGGCAAUUUGAAAUAAUAAAAGAAUGUAUAUUUAAUACAGAAACAUAUGUUGAAUAUUGUUCACAUGAAAAUGUAUGUAAAAAUCUUGUAAAUUUAAAGAUAUCUCAAAUUCCAUAUAAAUUUUCAUGUUCUACUUUGUUAGAAUCUGAUACUUGGAAUUCUAUUAUUUUUGACCAAGUUGAAAGAAUCAAAAGUAUUGCCCAAACAAAAAGAAAUAGAAGAAAUGCUGGACUAGACUUUGAAAUUGGACUUCAUAAGAAACCAUUAAAUUCAUCAAUUAUUUCUAUUAGUAGAACUCGAUCGACUGAUACUUGUGAAGAUUUUAAAUUAAAUACCAAUAAUCUAGAAAUUAAAGUUCCUUCUCGAGAGUCUCCUUCUUCUACACCUCGAAGAGCUCGUAGGGGAAAUGAAGAUGAUAGAAUGAAAGAAUUACAACGUCUUCAACAAGAACAAUUGAUUGAAAAGAAUGGAGAUAAAAAGAAGAAAGAAAAAGAUAAAAAGAAAAAGUGA